This is a messenger RNA of Rhipicephalus sanguineus (brown dog tick), 1389 nucleotides long. RefSeq lists its product as uncharacterized. Lineage: Eukaryota; Metazoa; Arthropoda; Arachnida; Ixodida; Ixodidae. Bases 46 to 1389 code for a protein of 447 amino acids. Gene Ontology annotation, molecular function: deoxyribonuclease II activity. The record is from RefSeq and is a predicted model, not a curated record. Gene Ontology annotation, biological process: apoptotic DNA fragmentation. The transcript is spliced from 7 exons.
UGUACUGCUAAAAUUAUUCUUCUAGCAUUCGUAGAACGGGCGAGAAUGGGGGUGGUAGAAAAUGUGUACCCGACACGAUAUGCUUUCCUCGUUCUCCUGGGAGUAAAUAUGAGCGUGGAAGUGGCGGAAGGUAACAGAGUUUCCUGCAAAAAUAGUCGUGGACAGGACGUUGACUGGUUUAUAUUGUACAAGUUACCCAAAACAAGGAGAGAUGCACGAAAUUACAGAGAACUUAACGGCGGUGAAAUGGCCUACUACGACAUUAAUUCCCGCUCGAAUAAGUGGGAACUGCUCUCUGGAGAUAUAUAUGCCAAGAUAAAUAACCCCGUUUACGAGACCCUGAAGCCCAUUUACAGAGGCCAAAAAAGGCAGCUUCGAAGCCUCGAACAUCAGCAACUUCUAACGCAGGUGCGCGACGCCUACCUCCGCUGGGAGUCGUACAGACCCUUCACCGUUGACAGUGAUCACCACGCCCUCUGCUGGCUGUCUUCUCUUAAGGAUCCCACUGGUCGCCUUGGGCGUUGGACAUUACAACUUCAAGAGUACAGGUACACUGUCGUCUGCAAGUCUUGCCACUUGCAUCAGGACGCCUACUGCCUGUCCCGUUAUCCCGUAGACCCACCAGAACCUACGGCGAACGAUACCAUUCCAUCUGUGCUCGCAAUAACUAACCUCUUCAACAUCUCUGCUGAGCAACGCCGUGACCCGACUCUCCGCAAGAUCACUGACCACCUCAGCUCACCGACUCCUGAUUACUCCCUUCGUCUCUUCGUGAUACGCGAUGGCACCUUGCUUCGUCGCAGUUUCAUACCUGACGGUCCUGACCUCAUGCUUAUGAUUCCGGCACACCUUCGUUCGACUGUUCUGGCCCAGAUUCAUGAUUUGCCGACAGUGGGGCACCUCGGAUUUUCGCGAACCUACGAUCGUGCACGCCAUCGUUUCUACUGGCCAGGAAUGUGUGUAUUGAUGGCGAGUAACAGAGCCGGCAGCGGCACAGUUUGGCUACAGCACAGCGUACCAAGGUUCGUGGAUGACUUGCAAAAGGACUAUGAGUUUCCAGACAAUGGGCGAGAGAAUGGCCAGCUAUUUUUGUGCAUCUCAUUUCAGUUAGAAACGGUGGACAUCAUUGACAUCUACACGCAAGAACUGAGAUACAAGAUGGACGACGACAUUGUAGUUCAGUCAUGGAAGAAUGGCGCAGGCGAGGCUCAACACCAGUUUUGCCAGCGUAACUACAGUGUGACUGACGUAAUGACAGUAAGCAUCAACACCAAGGGUGGACGUGUGUAUUUUUCUAGCCGCGAGGACCACAGCAAGUGGUACGUGACGCGGAAGAAGGCGUUCUUCUGCUUUUCUUCACUGAACCGCAUGAUAAACACAUUCAAGUAG